AUGGCCGUCAAGGAUCUCGUCGGCAUAUACGAGUCCAAGGCUACUUCCCCCUCGUCCCCUUCCCGACUCCACCCCGACCGGAACGACGAGGCACCUCGGCCCGCUUCUUCUUCACCCUACACGCCCAGGCCGAGACCAUCACAGAACACUCUCGACAUCCCUGCACCCUCUCCCGCUCGUUUUGUUGCCCACCCUCUCCUGCGUCGACGAGAACCCAGUGGUGCAGACCAGGAGGAUGACCUCAUCCUUCCCGACCCUUCUAUCUCUGAGGGAUCCUCGACCACCCUGGUUCCGCAUAUAGACGAUCAAAGUCAAUAUGGUCUCACUCUCAACGAAGUGGAAGAUGCGGACGUUACAGAUGAGCUCGUCGCCGUCUCUGGACGACACCAAAGCAUCUUCGUUCGUGGGAGCUCGCGCCCUAAUGGGUCUGGAUGGGCCAAGUCACCACCACGCGACGACGAGGCCAACAUUGAGCUCGAGACUCUGCUCCAUAAGACCACAGAGACGGCGUCUUUUGUCUCUUCCACACAGCCCAAGCAGCCUCGAGCCACCUCGUCCACGAUCACCCUGGUGCCUCCCAUGCGCGUUCUCGGAGACCAUACACCAGUGCCUCUUUCCCAGAUUCUGGCGCGAAAUGCUGCACCGGUGUCCCUGCCUCAAUUAGACCAGUACCUCUCGACACUGGAGAUACCGCAAUUUCAAGACUUCGGCGGCAGCAUCGACGAGAGCAGCGGGAAGGGAAAGGGCAAGGCUUCUAUGUUCCCACCUAUGGAUCGCUUGCAAGGGCAAAAUAUAGCGGACUUGGAACACAACACGAAGCCCGUCCCAGCCUGGAGGGAUCGACAAACUAUCUUCUCCGCCCUCACCAACACCCUACUUGGAAUCACGGGGUCGAGUGCCAUCGCUUCGUUCUACAGCGUCCAAGGGCUGGUUGACACACUCCAGAUAUUUGCCCUCCUCCUCAGUACAUUCUUAUCGCACGGGGCUAGACCCGCUGAACAUUUUCGAACAUUAAUGCUUCAAACUGUCCCUAAUAUCCUUGCAUUCAACUUCGCCUCUUCGCUUGUGCAGUCCCUGGUUUUACUUGCGAUAUUCAUGGUGUUCGCGGGUCUACUACUUUACUUCUUCAUGCGUAUGACGGCGGCAUGCUGUUCUGCCGUUACACCAGAAGGACUUCAGCCAACCACCUACCUGAAGAACUCCUGGGCAGUGAUCGUAGUCACUUUCGUCCUCACCGUCAUUUACCUUCCCUUGAGCACCAUGGCAGUCCAUGUCCUCGUAUGGUCGGACGAUCUAUGGGCAGUGGAUAACCCUUACACCAAUGCCACCACGUUCCCGCCUGUCGUGGCGCCUCUUGGACCGCCAGACGAGUACCGCGACCCUUUGGAUUUCUGCUACACCACGACGAUGCUCCGCAAUGAAAUCAACUACGCUCCUGCCGUAAUGAUUCUUGCUCUCACAUGCUUCGCUGGGUUGACUGUUUGGUAUCCCAUUCACCUAUACCGAACAAUCCGUCGCACUGCACCGAAGGUCGAUGCUUUUACUGAGCUCGGCACACCGAGGAGUCAAAGCGGUAUGGAUUUGGAGUAUCAACGAUUGCUUGAUCGGGACUCGAACCCGCUUGUAUUUCUGUAUGGAGGCUUCCGGCGAGGGUGGGCUGCCUAUGAGUCGAUGGUUUUACUUGCUAAAGUCACGACACUCCUGCUGACCGCCGUCAUCGACCCCGAUAACUGCUGGUUUCGAAAUUCCGAUCGUGACAAGGUUGCUGUCGCUCGUCAAAUCCUGCUCUGCAUCUCCAUGCUUUCGUUCUUCAUCCUACAAUGCAUCUACGCACCCUUUUUGGAUCCCGUCAACAACGCUAACGAAUGGUUUUCCCGCCUCAACUACGUCCUCACGUCUGUUAUCUCACUCGCUGUCGCUUUCGAUAUACCCGGAGAAGACAUCCUUGAUGGACCGGUGCUCUAUGCUGUGUAUAUCGUAACUUACGGUUUAAGUUUUUAUUUCACCUUUAUUCACAUGAGUCGCAUCAGAGAAUGGGUUAAGACUCUCUCGCGCCGCAUCGAUUUCAGCAUCGACAUAUUUUCUCCUAGAAUGGACAUCUCUCCGAACUCGUCGCAUACGAAGCGCCGAAUUUGGCAAGAGGCCAUCACAACACUGCUACUCACCGACGAGCAUUGUCACAUCCCCAAGGACCAGAAAAUGGUAUUUAAACAGGCUCGCGACAGCGAGUAUCCACCAUACCUUCUCAGUUUCCAAGGCACUCCGGCUGAACGACAUGUUGAAAAUCUCAAGAUCCUUCGUGAAGUCGGUGCUCUAGCGUACAACAAGGCUGUCAAGAUCACUUCAGGACCAGAUCGCGACCGGUUCCAAUAUCUCGAAGAUAUCAUUCAGAAUCAUUUCACUGGACCGGAUUGUUACUGGAAACCUGAAGGCGCGCCUCCUCGCGGCUGCACAAGGUUCUUCGGCAAUGCCUUUUGGAUUCCUUUUCCGCCAACGCUGGUUCUGCAGUACGAUGAUGGUCCUCAAAUCGUUCUGAACGAGGUUACGCAGCUGGACAAAUAUGUUCACGUGAACUCCAGCGAAGACAUCAUGCGUAAGCGGCAGCUUCGUAUGGCUCUGCGCUCCCUGGACGGGCAAAUUGUCCGCUGGCCGUAUGAUCAUAUUCAGGUCGUCGGCAACCAAGAGAAAUACUGGUGUUGUGGGCGCCGCUACGCAGCCCAGACACAUGUCCAUUACCGGUCUGCCAAGUUCUCUAUUAAACACAGUGGCCACACCCUGUGGGAAGGCGUCGAUCUCGGGAGUGGCUUUGAUGUUCAACUCGACUAUGCCAAGGACGUGACAGUUCCCGGAGUGGCUAUCGGCCUCACCGAUGACUACGACUUGAACAAGGUCCUGGCGCAUUUCUUGGCAAUAAACGAAAGCCUUAUUCCAAGUCGUCUUUCGUACCUCGAAGCCGUCAUUCACAACUAUCGCAGACAUUUCCGGAAGGAAGCUGAAUUCAAGAAGCGGACGCUAUCAUACACAUUCCUUACCCAUGUGUACAGCAACCCUCGGGAGCCAGUAGGAGCUGCCAAAAGCGCCAUACAUCGAGAAGACGAUGCACGUGUCCGUCGACUCAUGAGUGACAGUGUGGAUGUCUUGAGUAUCACGUACGACCGCUGGAUGGCUGCUUCCUCUUCGGAAAUAGCGACAUGGUGGUACAUAUUAUGGGAUGACUUCUGGCGUCGAAACUGGAACACUAUCAACGGCGUCAAGCUAUAUGCGUCCGACUUCAAUCCCCACUACCCAACCUCCAUCGCGUACACACCUCUCCCUAGAGCUGCCCUUGAAAACUUCCUGACACAACGCGGCCUGUUGCACACAAAACCGAAGUCCGGAGACUUCUUCCACGCAGGCUUCUUGAACAAGAUCUACCUGCGAAUGAACGACAUCGCGUACCAAGGAUCGGAUAGGGCCAUCAUCUUCCACCUAGGGGAUGAGACUUCUGAGCUUGACAUGGAGGAAGUUGACCAACAAACACUUCCUCGCCCGUCGACACUCGGCACUGGUGAUGGCACGGAAUAUGACGACGCUUCCAUCCGCGCUCGCCCAACCUAUCGCUGGGAAGGUAUAUUCGACGACCCGGUGAUCAAGUGCAGGACUCCGCGUCGUCGCUUCAUUUCGAAGCUGGCCGUUUGGUUUGGCAUCAGUCCGCAUUGGCUACCCCGAGAAUCGUCGCAUGGGCUGUCUCUGGACGUUCGAUUGGAGAACGGGAAGUACGUUCUACUAGACAGCAGGAGUCCCGGUGUCAGCGCGUUGUCCUCCGCGAAGGGCAUGGUGGAAGGCUCGAAGGGAACGGCGGAGUACGAAUGA
Epithele typhae is the source of this 3852-nucleotide messenger RNA. RefSeq lists its product as uncharacterized. The record is from RefSeq and is a predicted model, not a curated record. Lineage: Eukaryota; Fungi; Basidiomycota; Agaricomycetes; Polyporales; Epitheliaceae. The transcript has 17 exons. The coding region runs from base 1 to 3852 and encodes 1283 amino acids.